CAAGACACACAUGCCGUAUGUCUGCCAGUGCCAGCGUCAUCGCAGGGAUCAUCAUGCGCGAUCUGGCGCGCUCCCAAUUGGAUUUCCGACGCGCAUCGUGCGGAGCCGGAUUCGCGACGAAUGAGAUCUGCAAACAGCUAUAGAUGAAACCACCAAUUUGUCCCUCCUACAACACAACACAUGCGUGCUGCUGGCGAGCCGACUGCCUUGGCUAUUUAGAGGAGGUUUUAUAUGGGGGAUAUCGCCACGUAUAGAGAGAGGCGAGGGAGGACCAGCGCCCAAAAGGGAAUCGCACACCCCUCGUGACAGGACGGACAAUGAAUUUCGUCUUGCCACCUAAAUUGUCUUCUGUGCAACUGAAGAGCAUUGCAAGGUUAUGCGGUAAAAGCAGGUCCGGCACCAAGGCAGUCAUCGCAGAUCGCAUUGCAGAGGACCUGAAGACCUUCCAGCCUCUUGCCCCAGGCACGCGAGUGCUGAGCAUAGACCUGGGCAUUCGAAAUCUUGCCUAUAGCCUGCUAGAAGUUCCCCACCCCAACAAUGGGACACCUGGCAAGACCUCAAAAUGGGCUAGGAAGUCAUCUUGGGAAAGGAAGAAAGACACCGCCCCGUCGUCUGCAGCGCUCAAAGAGCCAAGGCUGCUCGCUUGGGAACGAUUAGCUCUGAUGCCCAAGGCCGAGAAAGCUGUGCCACCCGGUGGAAGUACCAAGAAAUCCCGUAAGAAAGCCAAGGCAGACGAGGAAGCCGACGCAGACCAGCAAGAUGAAGAAGUCCUCCCCAAGAGGGGCCGGAGGAAAUCCAAAACAGACGCAACCACCGACCCAAGACAUCAAGCCGCAGAAGACCCCACAGCCGCGGCCAGCCCGGCAACGACCCCAGUACUCGUGGAGGACUUCUCGCCCGCGCGCCUGUCCGCCCUGGCGGUGGACCUGGUCCUGAACCGGCUGCUCCCCCUCCGCCCGGACGUGGUGAUACUGGAGCAGCAGCGGUUCCGGCAGAUGGGCGGGUCGGGCGUGUACGAGUGGACGCUGCGGGUCAACAGCCUCGAGUCGAUGCUGUACGCGCUGCUGACGCUGCUGCGCGAGCUCGGCCGGUGGGACAGCCCCGUGGGGCGCAUCGAGCCCGUGGUGGCGCGCAACGUGCUCGAGUUCAUGGGCGCGCGGGCCCGGCUUGCCGGCUUUGACGUCGGGGAUAUCUGGGCCCGGCACCGGGGCGCGGAGGACAAGACCGACAACAAGAAGGUCAAGAAGGAUAUCAUUGGGAGGAUGCUGGCCUCGGCUGGUCUGGAUGUUGCUGAGCCGGCAAGGCUCGUUGCUGCCGUGUACCUGAACGAGUGGCAGGGGAAGAAUAGCUUCCUGCGCAAGGCUGAUAGGAUGAAGAAGCUGGACGAUCUGGCUGACUGCUUGUUGCAGGGCCUAGCUUUCAUACACUGGCAGAACAACAAGAGGCUGCUCUUGGAGGGAGGUGUUGAUGCCCUCCACGACCAGAUGUUGGAAUGA
Molecule: messenger RNA, 1496 nt
Organism: Diaporthe batatas
Lineage: Eukaryota; Fungi; Ascomycota; Sordariomycetes; Diaporthales; Diaporthaceae
Exons: 2
Coding region: 318-1496 (392 amino acids)
Cellular component (GO): mitochondrion
Molecular function (GO): crossed form four-way junction DNA binding; flap-structured DNA binding; DNA endonuclease activity
Source: RefSeq, a predicted model, not a curated record